Messenger RNA from Pocillopora meandrina, 8779 nucleotides. The record is from the annotation of a GenBank genome assembly. NCBI's taxonomy places the organism in Eukaryota, Metazoa, Cnidaria, Anthozoa, Scleractinia, Pocilloporidae.
CACGAGGGCGGAAGUGAAAAGUGACAGAAAAUAACAGUCUUUCGAAACCGAAAUUGGCAAUCGACUGUGGAUGUUCUGUGAUAUUUAUGGCAAACCGAUGAGGGGAGAUUAAUUUUACAAGCCAAGAGUUAUUUUAAUGAAGUAAUUUUUAGUUACAUUUUGCGUAGGAGACGAGAUUUUCCUAAUGAAUCAUGCAAAGGUAUCCUGUAUUGCGAUGUUGGCACGAAGUCAAUCGUAGACAAUGAAUUCGUACAGUUUACUUCCCUUUUACUCGAUAUUAUUUUCGUUGCUGUCCUCUACCUACGUUUCCUCGCUAGGAAAUCAUUCUCGAGGUAAGAUGGAAGGUUUAUUUUGAUAAAUACACUUCUUUGGGGUUCGUUGUGUGCUUUUAGUAACUAAACCAAGCACUGUGCAUAUAUCAAUUAUUUAGUUUGCGUUAUAAUGGACGUUGCACCUUUGAAGUAAGUUUAUGAAAUGAUUUGGUUUAAGGUUAUCGGCAUGGUGAACAGGUUUGAAUUGUGUUCGAAUUUUAAAAGGGUGACUUUAUAUUUAAUUUAUUAAGGUUCUCUCUGUAGUUAUCACUGAAUUCCUUUAACGAUUAGAAUCAUAGAAGGCAUGUAUACACGGAAUAUAUUGAAUUUGUUUGCAGGGAGGAAUGAAAUCCCUUCUAUUUCUUUGGUUGCUCGCCAAUUUUCGUGGCCCUACAGUUUCUGUUUUGUUUGGUUUUGAUUCUUUUUUCAUAUAAGCCAGUUUAACUCUUAGGAUGAAAUCAGUCAUUUCCUUCCCUCUUGCAUAAUUGAGCUGCAAUUUAUUUUCUUUAAAUUAAUGAACAAAAUCAACGUGGUUCAGAUGCUAUCUUUUAAUGAGCCUGAUACAAUAUCGGAACUGACUUACGCUGUGUGCGAAAAUGUCGAUGUCUAAAUUAAGUACAGAUUAACGGCGUGUGAACGCCAGUUAGUUUACUUUCUGACUGGGGGUGCAUUUUGGAGUUGCUAUACGGAGCAAUCUAGGUAUGGACGUAAGUAGCAAAUUUUGAAAAAGCAAUGUAAAUCCGAAAUCAGUUUCAACAGUCAACUUAAAAUUUCUCCAUUCUUUAAAACUCUUGCCAGGAUAUUGUUCUGAAAUGUCAAAGAGAGGUGAGAUACAUGUCAUCUGUUACUAAAACGUUUGGUACAUCUUUGGUCUGCCUAUUAAGUACAUGUACUUACCUUAUAUAUAGGAAAAUCCUAAUUUGCAACUACUUUCCAUACACUAAUAUUGCCCAAUGAUUUACAAAUUAUAGAAUGUUUGCUCAAAACCUCAUCAGUUGAUUGCUGUAGACUUAUGUUUAAAUAUUAAAUGGUAAUAAAUUGACAUGGUUUUCAACAAAACUAGUUUUGUUUAAAUCACAUAUAGGCAAUAUUAGUGAGUCACCUUUAGUUAGUAAAUGCAGAUUUGGAUUUAAAGAAUUAUAUAUGAGAUGUUUACUUAUACUUUUUUGGCUUUGGCAAGUGAAAUCUCCCAGAACCUUAUCAUUAUAAAUUUAGUGAAAAUAACAAUUACAUUCAUUUGCUUUUAUUUCAGCUUCAUUUGUCACAAUUGAACCAGGGAGCCCUGACAAUUCAUACUUUGUCUUAAGGGGCUCUGUAUUUCUGUUAAACUGCACUGUAAGAUCUGGAUUUGGACAAACUCCCAAUGUAUCCUGGAAGCACAAUGACAAAUGGUUGUUUGAUCGAGCGAAAAAAAUUGAUGAUUCAACAGUUCAGUUGCAAUUAUUGAAUGCAAGUGCCCAUGAUAAUGGAAUUUACUGGUGUGGUCCAGUAUCUGGUGAUAAAUCCCAAGGAGUAAAUAUCUCAGUCACUGUGGCAGGUAAUAAUCUGUUUUAAUUUCACUUUGAUAUAAUUUAUACUUAUUGAGAGCUUUUUUUUGAUAUGAUUUCAGUGCAGUUUAUUGUAAGAAUUAUGGUCACUGUGUAAAUACCAGAACUCCUCCAAAUCUCAAAGAAAGACAAAACUAAACAUUGAAUUUAAAGCCACAUACAUACAUGGAUAAAUUACAAAGGAAGAAUGUUUUAAAAAAAGCAGUAAAUGGUUUGAACCCAGAGGUAACUGUUGAUAAAGUAUUCUGAUCGUCUGAGUGAGAGUAAUCUUGAAAAGGAUCAAUGUAAUUGGCGAUGGCAGACAUUCCAACAAAGUGAGAUAAAGUAAUUAUUAGAUCAGUCAAGUUCUUAAAAUCAAAGUUUACCUCACUUAUAUUAGUGCUGGGUACUCACUGGACAGUGUUUUGUGAAUUUUUUUUUUUUGGUUAUUUUGUUUGUUUCACUUGUUUAAAAUUUAUUGAGACAUUUAAGUUUGUAAUAAGACACACUGUGUAUCAAAAACACAUUAAAUACCUAAUAUUCCCUGGACUUUUAUAAGCAAACUAGAAAUCUUGUAGGCUUCAAUUUAAAUGUACAAAAGGCUUUAUUGCAUUUAACUCCUUCAAUUAGCUCAUGAUUCUCCUUUUCAAUUAGCUUUUAUAUUAUAAAGUGUGAUACUUUAUCCCUUUGUCCCUAAAAUGAUUAGAAACCAACUUCUCCUCACAGUAACACCCUGAAUCGAGCAAUCACCAAUUAAAGAAGCUUGUGAUUGUUAAACAAAUUCUCCUCAUCAGUGCAAUAGAUAUAUUAAUAGAGAACAGUAAUAUGCAUAUGAUGGUAUAAAUUAGUUAUUUAAAGCCAAUUUCCGUGGAGACUCACACAGUCAUAUAAACUAUUCUGACUUUUGCUUUCCAGAUCCACCAAGUUGCCCACGGAAUUUAAACCUCAAAAUCUAUGGUGUUUAUCCAUUUACAGAUGUCUGGAUACUGUGGUCAUCUUCCAGCUAUACUGGUGGUUUACCUGUGAACUACUCCAUCAAAUUGUGCAAUGACAAACCUGACAACUCAUGUCAGAAAACUGCCUGCAGGUUGAUCAACAUAAAAGAAUGCCAGCCUGUAAACAUUCUCAGCACUACAAUGAAUUUCAAGUGCAUUCUGAAAACUUUCUUAGAUGCCUGUGUCUAUAAUAUUUCUGUUAUGGCCACAAAUGCUGUUGGAAGUGCACAAAGUCUAAUUUACCUGCCAUUUAUCUCUAUAAGUUCAGGUAUUUUUUUCAAAGUGCUUCUUCAUUAAUUAAGGAUAAUUUUAGUAUUGCUAAUAAUAUCACAAUCCCCAUAAUGAUUUCAGUCAUUAAACCUUCAACUCCUAGAAUCUGAUUGUUAAUUGUCUCAUCCAGCUCAGUGUAACACAUUUCCUGGUGAAUUAGUUACAAGAAUUUGGUGUUAGAUCAAGAUGACAGCUUCUACCUGAUAAUUUUGAGUAAUCUCAUUACCUGUUUGCUGGAUUAAAUAUUUUGAUAAUUUAACAAGACGUUACAUGUUAUUGUCAAUGCUGGAAAAUUAAAAGGUUAAUGUUUGUCUUUCAGUUACACCCAAGCCUCCUGAAACUUUUAGUGUUGAGCGCACAGAUAAAGAGGGUGAAUUGCGUGUGCGUUGGAAAGCCAGACCAUCUUGGGAUCUAGCCGACCAAAAUUAUACAGUGCUCUAUCAUGCCAAAGGGGAGAUUAAAAAUAGGGUAUGUUUAGGUAAACAUUUUCUAACUAAUUUUUCACACAUCACCCAUUGUAAAUGAAAUGUUACUGACUAAGAGAACUGUCCUCAAAGCUUUAAUAAAAUUAAAUGAACAAAUCAAAUUAUUUUACAUGUCAAGAUAAAAAACUGCAUCAGUAAUUUGUGAAGAAAGAGAGGGGGGAGGAGAGGAGUGGGAGCAGUUAUAGCUCAAGACAGGUGAAUGAAAAUUGGCAGAAAGAGUGGGAGAAUGAAAAUUGGCAGAAAGAGUGGGAGAAUGAAAAUUGGCAGAAAGAGUGGGAGAAUGGAAAUUGGCAGAAAGAGUGGGAGAAUGAAAUUUGGCAGAAAGAGUGGGAGAAUGGAACGAAAACUUGUGGUCUCCUGGUCUGAGAAACCUAUGUCAGUAGCAUAAAAAAUGAUUUAAAAAUUGUUUUUUAUGUAUUGAUGUAUUUUUCAUGUUUCAAAAUGGCUAUUCACUGUUUUUAUUGUAUGCACAAGUCAAACUAUUUAUUCAUUCAGUUGGACAUUUAUUUCUUUAAUCAUCAGGGCCAAUUUUAUCAUGAUUACUAAAUUAGUUAAUGUCAUUAUUGUUAAAUUAAGAGAAUAUCAAAGUAAUUUUUUAAUUUAAUAUUAAUACACAUACUUUUUAAAUGUUUGUUUCAUUUCAGACAAGCACUACAUCCAAUAAAGAAUUUACACUGCUCACUGGACUGAAAGACUUUACAGAGUAUUAUGUUUAUGUUGUGGUCAGAUUAGAUGAAUCAGCCUGGAGUGAAGCCAUCGGGCCAAAAAAAAACAGGACAAAAGCAGGCUGUAUGUCUUUUUAAUAGUUGUUGCCCUUGUAUCUAUGUAUUCCAGGCCAUAAUUUCUCAUUUCUUCUACAACCCACACUUGGUUACAGAAAUGUUCCCUGUUAUUUGCAAACUGUUGAGUCACCUUGCACAUUGUCUAAAUAUGAAUCAUUUUUAUGGGUGUAUUUGCAAUGGCAUCCAAUAUGAGCAAGCAAUUCUUGUUUUUCUUGAGAGUAUAAAGUGCCAUGUCUCUUUAACCUUUUAAGUGCCAUAUACCUAUCAUUAUGCUCAUUUUUCUCUUUUGCCAUUGGUCACUCUGACUGUUCUUUUCUAAGGACUUCCUUAUCACCUUCUCCCUCUUGUCUCCCACCUUCUUGCACACAUUGCCUCUUUGUUUCUUUUCUCAUCAGCUUAAUUGUCUUGUGGGCCCUGUUUCUCUAGAGCAAGUUCUAGCACCCUAACCAGUCCAUUUUGUUUCUUUAGCUGAUAGUUUUGUUUGUAUAGUUUUCAAAACUUUUGAAACUCCCAUCUGGAAUGAAAACAGAACAGCCAUAGGGGCCCAUAAAGUACAAGGACCUUAGAGAAACAGGCCCCUGGCAGGUCACUUCCCUAAACUAUACCCCCAUUUACUGACCUUUUCUUGAUCUUGCCUCCUUUCCCUUCACUCUAAUUCCAUCCUUUCCUUUUACAAUCUAUUUCUCUCUCUUUUCCUUAACUUCAAAUUAACUUUCCUCCCUUCAUCCUUUGCUCCAAUUUUUUUGUCUUGAUUAACCCUCUCUCCAAUCUCGCAAUCCUUUACCAUAUUCUUCCAUUCCCUCCACCCCUCUACAGCUGUAGAUGACAUCAAUCAUUUUGAUUACAGAUCCAGUCAAUCUACCAAAGGUGAUAAGAGAUUAUUCAAUAUCCUUUCCGGGCAAUUCUGGUCUCAGGAAUGUAUCAGUGGAAUGGAAGGUGGGUUUUAAACCUUAAUUCUUGAUACCUAACAUUUCUUUUUAGAACACAUGUCUGGGUGUGUACACUUCAAACUGGACUUUUUUCAAUUUGAAAAUUGUUCAUCAUUGAGUCUGCUAUACUUCAAUUUGAAAAUCAUUCAGGCACAAAACUUGUGGUCUAAGGCUAAAUAAUCGUGGUAAACUCGUAGUUUACAGGCUUUAUAUUUUUCUCUAAUGAUUGAGAUAAUCUGAGUGAUUUUUUUCUUUCGGGAAAGGGUUUUCUGAAAAAAAAUUCAAUAUAUUGUCUGAAGUACAGCAAGAUUUCAUGGGUUUUGUUUUAUCUAUCCACUGUGAUUAGUCCAGAAAAAUCAUGCCAUUUUCUUUACUAUUCAGAUGCAAAACUAGAAACCAAUGGUGCCUUGGCUACACGCAUUUCCAAGGCUUUUAACACUUUAAUUGUUUUUACUUUGAGUUCUGAUUUGCUCCUUGUGAUUUUUUGUUCCAUGAUUGGGCAAUUUAAUUGUUAUCACCGGUACUUGGUUUUGGUUUUUACCACACUCAGAUGAGAUGGGGCCCUCUUGGCUGCCUCGUGAAAUAAUUUGUUUGUUUGUUCUUUGCUAUUAUUCAUCAUUCGAUCUCUUUGGGUGGGGAGUGCUUCUCAUAGUGAUGUCUGGUAAUAGAGAUUUGAUCUAAUGCCACCAUGAUGAUGACAAAAGGUAAUUGUCUCUCAGCCGGCAGAUACCUCAUCAUGGCGGGGCAAUCCUGGUCAGUACGUGAUUUCAUGCGCAUACCAUGUUGGCCAGAGGGAAGUUAAAGGUUGUAGUUAUGCUACUGAUGCCAAAGCAACCAACAUUACUUUACCAAGAUUGGAAAAUGCGCACAGCUAUGAUGUCUUCAUGAUCAUGCGUAAUAUGGAAGGAAAGUCCAGCACACGUAGAUUGGUUUAUGUCAUUAAGAAAGUGCAAGGUGAGUGAUGAAAAAGAGCAGAAUGUCACCUCUUGAUAUGAUCCUUCUUUGCAUAAAUGUGGUAUUACCUGCCUGAGUGUGAUUGUUAUGAGUUCAAUGUUUUGGCACUGGUGACUUUACUCAGGAUUAUUGGUAAAAAAAAAAAACAAUUGAAACAAGUUUAAUAUCACAGCUACAUAACAUCCUGAAUCCAACAACAUGAAUCACAAUGAACCCUGGAAUGUAGAAAAGUCAGCAUAUUUAACCCUUUACACCCUAACUGGAUCAUUAUGCAUAUUCUCUAUUCUGUUUUUUAUACAUUACUAAGUUCUAACAAGGAGAAUUUGUAAAACCAUCAAGAGCUUCGUUAGUUGCAGAUCAUUUCCUUUAUUCUUGUGACUUAAACAUUUGUUUCAGGGGUGAUAUUGUAAGGAGAAAUUAGAACCUUGUCACUCUUAGGGAUUAAAGGGUUAAACCUGAUGGGUGACAACCUUGAAAACUAUGAACCAAACAAAAGGAACCUGAACAAUAAAAUAACAAAACUACAGCUCAAAGGAUUACAAAUAUUUUGCUGAAAAUACCCACAAUAAUAAUUACCUAUGCCUAUCAGAAAAAAAAAAGAAACUUAUAAUAAUAAUGAAUGUUCUAUAAGCACAAAUACAAUGACGAAAAAUUAGAAGACAUGAUAUGACAAUUACAGUUUUUCAAGUUUCUAGACACAUCACCUCCUGUAUAUACAAUAACAUUAACCUACACGCAUGUGUUCUUAAUAUAAUUGGGAAAACGCAAUCAGAAAACAUUUGUAACUUUUCAUGUUGUGAAAAUACAUCUUACCCAAAGUUUUGAUCAGUGAUUGUGAUAAUUUUCUAUUAUUGGUUUAGUUGUGUGAAAGUUUUUUUUUGAAAUAGACUCCUCAAUCACUGCUCUCUCUUUUAUUCCUCAGAGACUCAAACAACAACGACCCAAGAAAGAAAAUUAAGUAGGGGAGAAAUUGCCGGGCUUACUAUUUCAGUUCUCGUAGGAUGUACUAUAGCUGGAGUUGCUGUUUACUUUGUAAGGUAUGAAGAUGAAUUUCUGUUGGUUUUUAGGGUGGAAGGAAGGGGGGGGAAGACAGUAAGGGAUGGCAGUGUGAGAGGGCAGGGAGCUCAGGAACCAAUCAAUCCACUAUCCCUGGGCGGAUGGAAGUUUUUUUUUUGAGGGGGUGGGUGGGGGGGAGGAGAUCACACGGAAUUUAAAGGAAACAGAGGGGACAUCAGUCGUUGUCGCCAACAGAGUAUGAAGUGGGGGGUAGGAUAGGUAUAGAAAACUGACUACUAAUUAACUGCCAAUGAUGAGGGUGUAGAUCAUAAGAAUGUUACAGAACCUUAAGGAAGGAUCACGUAAAUCUUACCGUGACACAAUCAAAAUCCUCCAGAGAGGGUGGAAGAGAAGUAUUGGGAGUGAACGAUAGGGAAACAGAUGCAGAUAUGGAGAAAGAAACUGACAAAGGUGUGUGAUUUUGAGAAAGGAAUAAUGGGAAAAGAGACGGAGAUGGAGAGGGAGAAAUAGAUGAGAAGGAAGGAAGGAAGAGAGAAACGAAGGAAUGGAAAGAAGAGAGCAAAAGAAUAAGAAGGAAUGUGAGAGCAAGGGAUUGAGAGGGCGAGGGUAGAAGGGACUUGUUUGGAAGGAAGCUGAAAUAGAAAUGAGGGUAGGCUGUGUGGGACAAUGAGAAAGUAUUGGUAACAGCACAGUAUUCCAAAAUAUUCCAGUAAUUAUCUCACAGGACUUUAUCAUUAUCUUUACCCAACGCCUUUUUUUUUUUUCGUAAUGGUAGAAAAUGGGGACGCCGGCAAACACCUCUGAUGCCCUUGCAGGACAUUCAGCUAGAGGUAAGUAUUUUUUAGAAGGUGGGGGGAGGGUUUUCCUUUGGUGUCUACGUGUGGUUAAUAGAGGCAGAAUUGAAUGGCUAUAUGAAAACAUCCUUCAAGGUACAAAAAUAGUCAUAAUAGCACUUUUUUCUUAGAUGUUUAGUCGAAAUAUUUGCUCAAGCGGUUCAUGCGUCUUGUUUACGUUUUUCGUUUAUUUAUGCGCUUAUUGAUAUAUCAAUUUCUUCCUUAUACUCAUGAGAAGCACUUGCGGAUUUGUAGAAGGAAGUUCGUUUUUACGUCGGAAAGUUGUCUUCAAUAGUUGCGUCGGUGUAUUCGUUUCUGUUCACCAAUAGCUUAGAGCUUGUGGAUUUAGUUUCGGCGAAGUAGCGCGGUUUGCUCAUUUCUUCCGCAUACUUCUAUGAUAAAACACACAAGCGCGUUUAAUAUCGUGUUUUUGUAGCACAAUUCCGCUCGAAAGCAUUUGUCUUAUUCACAUUCGUUUUUGUGUCAUGAGCUGGGACUGUCUGUUUUCUAAUUACAAACUAAGCAGUGUCAACUUCAAUGAUAGUCCGUGUUGAUUAUCACCAAGUCACUUUUGGAUCCUUUUUAUUUUCCAGCCGCCGCCAGUAGAGUAUGACUACAUCGCUGAAGCGGACAGCAAAGACGCUAAUGGGGACUACAGUCAACUCUAUGACAAGUAG